Messenger RNA from Malaclemys terrapin pileata, 1046 nucleotides. RefSeq names its product adaptor related protein complex 2 subunit sigma 1 (gene AP2S1). Bases 130 to 558 code for a protein of 142 amino acids. NCBI's taxonomy places the organism in Eukaryota, Metazoa, Chordata, Testudines, Emydidae. Gene Ontology annotation, biological process: intracellular protein transport; clathrin-dependent endocytosis. The transcript has 5 exons. Gene Ontology annotation, molecular function: clathrin-cargo adaptor activity. The record is from RefSeq and is a predicted model, not a curated record. Gene Ontology annotation, cellular component: membrane coat; intracellular membrane-bounded organelle; AP-2 adaptor complex.
ACUACGGCUCCCAGCAGGCCGCGCGACGGGAGGGCGCCGGAUAUCCGGUGGGAAGGGAAGGGAAGGAGUGAAGAAGCGGAGGGCGGAGGAGAAGACGGUCUGGGGGGUCCUGGCAAAGACGGGGCCAUUAUGAUUCGCUUCAUCCUCAUCCAGAACCGGGCCGGCAAGACGCGCCUGGCCAAGUGGUACAUGCAGUUCGAUGAUGACGAGAAGCAGAAGCUCAUCGAGGAGGUGCACGCCGUGGUCACGGUGCGAGACGCGAAGCACACCAACUUCGUGGAGUUCCGGAAUUUUAAGAUCAUCUACCGCCGCUACGCGGGGCUGUACUUCUGCAUCUGUGUGGAUGUGAAUGACAACAAUCUGGCCUACCUGGAGGCCAUCCACAACUUCGUGGAGGUUUUGAAUGAAUAUUUCCACAACGUCUGUGAACUCGACCUGGUCUUCAACUUCUACAAGGUUUACACCGUGGUGGACGAAAUGUUCCUAGCCGGCGAGAUCCGCGAGACGAGCCAAACGAAAGUCCUGAAACAGCUGCUUAUGCUGCAGUCCUUGGAAUGAGAGAACUGGAUCGAAUUGGCCCCAUCCCCCAUCCUGCCCCGGGACUCCUCCUUGCACCCAGUCCCUGAAUCAGUGACUGUCUCAGAACAAAUUUAGCCACUCUCCAUUGGGGGGAGGGGGGAGGACACCCCCUCAAAUGGAUAAGAACCACAAGUCGAAAGUUUCAGUCCCACCUCCCCCAUGCUCGAAUGCGGCAGCUGAGAUCCCGGGUGGGUGGGUCUAAGGGGAGAGAGCGACUGUAUUUAAAAAAAAACAAAAACCUUUUUUGGGGCCCUGACACAACCAUCCCCGAACCUCUGUGUUUUCCCUCCAUAUAACCAGCGCGCUGUCUCUUCCCCCAACCCCCCAACCCCCCAGCUCCGUUCAUGUCCGUGUGUGUGCCGAGUCUGCACUAGAAGUGGGACCACAACUGUGUGUUAUCCAUUGGUGAGUGGCAGCCAUACCAUAUGGCCAGUGAUGUAUUGAAAUAAACCAUCUGUGAAACACUC